ACCCUUUCACUUCCUGUUAUCGUCCAAAAUAAUAACUCAGGCAGGAAGCUCAUUUAUUGUCACAGCUUUCGACCAACAAGCUUGAAUGAAGCGCAAGCAGUGAUCUGUAAUUAUGAUUCCAUACACUGUCAAUAUCAAACUCGCGGCUCGGACGUUGACAGGCACUCUCAAUUUGCAGAACAAAACGGCAGUAGAUUGGGGCUGGCAGGGGCUGAUAGCUCAGGGAUGCCACUCUAGCAUUCUCAUUAUCGAUCCAAAGACAUCACAGACGAUCCAAGUGCUGGAAAGACACAAAGCCAAUGUGGUCAAGGUGAAGUGGUCGAGAGAAAAUUACUACCAUAACUUGAGCUCGCCCUACUGUUUGCGACUGGCCUCCGGAGAUGCUUCUGGAAAAAUAAUAGUGUGGGACGUCGUUAGUGGCACUGCGCAUUGUGAGAUCCAAGAGCACUCCAAACCCAUCCAGGAUUUGGAGUGGCUGUGGAAUCAAGAUGUGUCCCGUGAUCUGUUGUUAGCUGUGCAUCCACCUAACUACAUCGUUCUAUGGAAUGGAGACACAGGAACCAAGUUGUGGAAGAAAAGCUAUGCUGAAAACAUCCUCUCUUUUUCUUUUGACCCAUUUGACCCAUCUAACAUGGCCUUGCUGACGAGCGAAGGAAUUGUCUUCAUCACAGACUUUUCCCACUCAAAAGCACCAGGAAGUGCAGGCAAAAAGGUUUACAUUGCCAGCCCUCAUGCAAGCCCUGCCCACACCAAGCCUGCCCCCACCGCUGCUCCGGCUUCUACUGGUGCCAAGAAGGCUCUGAACAAGGUCAAAGUGCUAAUCACCAAUGAAAAGCCUACCGCAGAGGUAGUGACGUUGAACGACUGCCUGCAGUUGUCUUACCUGCCAUCCAAACGAAACCACAUGUUGCUACUUUAUCCCAGAGAGAUCCUCAUCCUGGACUUGGAGCUCAGUCAAACUGUGGGAGUUGUAGCCAUUGAGCGUUCCGGAGUGCCCUUCAUCCAGGUAAUCCCUUGUGCCCAGAGGGAUGCCCUGUUCUGCCUCCAUGAAAACGGCUGCAUCACUCUUCGCGUAUGCCGUUCCACUCCAACUCUUGAAGAAGGAUCUGGAGUGGCAGACCCAGAACAGAAUGCCCAGGAGCUUGUGUAUGACCUCCGCUCUCAGUGUGAUGCUAUCCGUGUUACCAAAACUGUCCGGCCAUAUCGCCUGGUUAUCUGCCCUGUUAACGAAAACAAUGCUGCUCUCAUGGUCAGCGAUGGUAGAGUCAUGCUAUGGGAGCUUAAAGCCUUAACAGGAAGAGCUUCUGUCAAUCCAAGUUCAGGUCUGUCCCCGCUUUACUCCCUGAUGUCUUUUUGUGGAUCACCGCUGGCUCCAAACCAGAAACAUAUUCAGAAUCUCUCUCUCAACAGCAUGAUAGGGUUGCGGGAGUGCUGGAGCCUAUCCCAGGUGUCAACAGGCAGGAGGCAUGGUCAAACUUUGAUAGCUGGUGAGGUGCCACUUCCAUCCUUCAAUCAGCAAGAAGUCCAGCUGAAGUUCCUAUUGACUGGACUCCUCUCUGGUUUGCCACUGCCACCGUUUGCCAUCCGCAUGUGUCCACCUCUUACAACCAAAAAUAUCAACCACUACCACCCGAUGCUGGCUGUUGGAACCAGUACUGGGUCUAUACUGGUCUACAACCUUACCAGUGGACUUCUCCACAAGGAGCUCAGUGUCCAUUCUUGUGAAGUCAGGGGUAUUGAGUGGGUGAGUCUCACCAGCUUUCUAUCUUUUGCCACUUCUUCGCCAAACAACAUGGGCCUGGUUCGAAAUGAGCUGCAGCACGUCGACAUGCCUACUGGACGAUGUUUUGCUUUCAGAGGUGAGCGAGGAAAUGAUGAGCCACCCAUUGAGAUGAUUAAAGUUUCACAUUUAAAGCAGUACUUGGUGGUGGUGUUCAGAGACAAACCGCUGGAGUUGUGGGACAUCAGGACAGGGACACUUCUUCGAGAGAUGGCGAAGAACUUUCCGACUGUUACAGCUCUGGAGUGGUCCCCAUCGCACAACUUGAAGAGUCUAAAGAAGAAGCAGAUGGCAGCAAGGGAGGCCAUGGCUCGGCAGACAGUGUCAGAUGCUGAGCAAAAUAUUGUUGAAUCCUCUGUUAUCAGUCUGCUUCAGGAUGCAGAGAGCAAGUCACAGACCAACCAGCCCAUAUCUGCCAGGGAACAUUUUGUGUUUACUGAUACAGAUGGGCAGGUCUACCAUAUCACUGUAGAGGGCAACACUGUUAAAGAUGGUGCCCGUAUCCCUCCUGAUGGCAGUAUGGGUAGUAUUGCUUGCAUUGCUUGGAAAGGUGACACCCUGGUGCUUGGUGAUGUGGAUGGAAAUCUUAACUUCUGGGACCUUAAAGCACGUUUGUCCAGAGGAAUACCAACUCACCGUGGCUGGGUGAAGAAAAUCCGUUUUGCACCAGGAAAAGGAAACCAGAAACUCCUGGUUAUGUACACCGAUGGCGCAGAGGUCUGGGACACAAAAGAGGUCCAAAUGGUUAGCAGCAUGCGAAUUGGUCGAAACGUAAACUACCGCGUCUUGGACAUUGACUGGUGCACUUCGGACAAAGUCGUGCUGGCUUCAGACGACGGCUGUAUUCGAGUGUUGGAGAUGGCAAUGAAGUCCGCGAGUUAUCGUAUGGAUGAACAAGAUCUCACGGAUUCAGUCUGGUGCCCCUAUCUGCUGCUACCUCGAGCCGCCCUCACUCUUAAGGCUUUUCUCCUACUGCAGCCCUGGUCGGGGACCUUCACGAUGGACAUUACACAAGUAGACUACAAUGAGAAAGAUGAGAUAAAAGGUCUGAUACAGGAGCAGCUAAAUUCUUUGUCAAAUGACAUGAAGAGUGUGCUGCAGGACCCAGAGCUCAGCCUGCUGCAGCGCUGCCUCUUGGUCUCACGGCUCUUCGGGGAUGAGUCUGACCUUCACUUUUGGACAGUGGCUUCACACUACCUCCAGUCAUUUGCACAGGCUCGUCAGCUCAGUGUGGCCUCAGCAGACGGUCAGGUUCAAAGUGAAUUAGCCCAGCAGUCUCCUCAGAAUCACCUGGACAUCUGCCAUGACAUGUUGUGUGAGAGCUCCUAUUUUCAGAAAUUCCAGUUGGACCGUGUUCACCUCCAGGAAGUGAAGCGCUCCAAUUAUGAGCACACUAAGAAAUGUGCUGACCAACUCCUUCUUCUGGGUCAGACGGAUCGUGCUGUACAGUUACUGUUGGAGACGAGUGCAGACAAUCCCAGCUACUACUGCGAUUCCCUCAAGGCCUGUUUGGUGACCACCAUCACUUCAUCUGGACCCUCCCAGUCCACCAUCAAACUUGUGGCCACUAACAUGAUUGCCAAUGGCAAGUUAGCAGAGGGGGUCCAGCUGCUGUGUUUAAUUGACAAGGCUGUGGAUGCUUGCCGCUACCUGCAGACUUAUGGAGAAUGGAAUCGUGCCGCUUGGCUAGCUAAGGUGCGUCUCAGCCCAACGGAGAGUUCAGACGUGCUGAAGCGAUGGGCGGAGUAUCUGUGCUCCCCACAGGUCAACCAGAAAUCCAAAGCCAUGUUGGUGCUACUUUCCUUGGGCUCUUUUUACAAAGUGGGGGAGAUGCUGCACAGUAUGAGACACUUUGACUGCGCUGCUCUGUUUAUUGAAGCAUGCCUGAAAUACGGUGUCAUGGAGGCCAACGACUCAUCUAAUAAACUCAUAGAGACCGCGUUUUUGGACUACGCACGGCUUCUGCGCUCGCUCGGCCUGCGAGAGGGAGCCGCUCUGUGGGCAUCCCGGGCCGGCACUGCAGGCGAGCAGCUGAUGGAAGAGCUCUUCAAGGGGGAGGGAGGAGGGCCUGAGGUCGUGCUUGACGACAGUAAGCCCAAGGUGGGGACUGACUCUUGAAGAUGAACAGACUUAACUACUAAGAAUUCACAUCAACCAGACAACUAUGGUUAUAAUCUCUUCAUCGUGAGAACAGAGAGACAAAGAGGUCCCAUGUGUCAUUUGUCAGUUCAUUCAUGGUCUUGCCGUGUCUGUGGCUAUGGUGAGUUUGACAUUUUGUAAUGUUUUUGUUAUGGUGGGAUCUUCCUUUGUUGGCAGCUGUGUUGGCAUGUAGCUGCGUCAAAAGAAUCUCUUUUAUUCACCCAACAAGUGAAUUAGUGCACAUUGUUGUUGACUUGUUGUCUUUUGAAUUGACCUUUUAAUCUGGUGGUUCUGAGUUAUGUGUGCCUCCAUUGAAUACAUUGGAGGAAACAUUUUAAUUUGUUGCUCUACUGCUGUGACGAAAUGUGGCAAAAAGUUGCCAUAUUCAUGCUGCCUAUUCACUGCCUUGUUAGGUUACUGUCAGCAUGAACCUACUCCAUCAUUGAAUUCCAAAAUCUUGCACAUGUAAUUUACCUUUAACCAGUAAUCAUUUGGAGGAGCCUUUCCAGUAGUUGAGAGCCUAAGUACAACUCCACAAAGGAGGCUUGGCAUUAAGUGACCAAAUCCUUGAUAUGCACAAUCCAUUCCUGUUAGAUACUUAUAUGUAGCACAAUAAUAUCCCCAAUUUAGCCCAAUUUUGAGUUUAAAGUAUUGGAUGAAUUGAUAUCCUUUCCUAGAAAGGUUAAAAAAACAAAGACUAAGAUAUUUAUGUACAUUCUAGUUUCACAAUCUUUAUACAGGCAUAUCCAGUGUUCUGCAUUGAUAGUGAAUUAGAGUGGUCCAGAAGUUGCUAGGAUUUUUUUAAAUGGUGCAACAUAUUGUUGCCUCAAAAUCAGAAGCAUAUGAAUAAUUUAUAAAAUUGGUCUGUUAAUAUAUUAAUCAUCCAUCCAGUUUCCAUUAUGCUUAUGAUGACUAGGAACAUAAUACCACCCCUCCCCCUGCCCCUCAUCAUUUCCACAUAGAAAAAUCACAUUUAACAAAUAAUUCACUUGAAGUCUAAAUGUGCCCUGGUUAAGAUAUAUUUUAGGGAUUUAACUGUAUAUUCAGACGGACCAUAAGAGGCUCCGUGUUUGGGUUGGUUUUUGCAGACUAUUUGAUGGGUGCUUUCAACAUGAUCUCGGCAUUUCUUGGCUCGAUCGUUUUCACGCACAUAAUCUGUCUUGCACACUUAGGAGGGUUGUAACUUGUCACCAUACCUGCUCUGCACUCCCCCCGCUCUCCUUUCUACUACCAACUCUGCUCAUCAAAUAUUUCUCAUGACAAUUUAUUGACAGCCCUUUUGUGUUUAUCCGCCUUGUGUUGUGUCAACCUGUCCUACAGUGAGACAGGAACACCUUCAGUAUGUUACUGUGUUUCAUAAACACGUCAGUGCUGUUGCCUCUUGUGUAACCAAGCCAUGUCAAUCUACAGCUACAUGUAUCUAUUUCACAAAUUUCACUUCUUUCGUGGGUAUAAAAAGUACACAACCCACUUCGUGUCAGGUUAUGUCACACGAGAGUUUAAAUGUGAUUCAUAAAUGCUAAACUCAGCCACACACCCCCUAUAAAACGGUGUCCCACUUGUGCAAACACAGUAUUUCACUUAUUUUUAUUUCUAAUUGAUAAGAUUGUUUUUCCCCCAUUGAGUUACACAGAUUGCUGCGCCCAUUAAUUGUGCAACGUUUUUUUUUUUUUUUUUUUUGUUCUCUUAUAUAUCAAAACCCUGGCAUUUGAACAGGGGUGUGUGGACUUGUUAUAUCCAUUAUAUAAUGAAGAGCUGGUAUAAAGUCACAGCACCACUUCUGUUUUCUUGUGGCUGUGAAUUUUGUUAGACAGUAUUGUGAUGGUAGACACACAUACAGCGCACACAGUACUAUCAUUAGUUUUAGCCUCUAGCUACCUGAUGCUUUUGUUUCCUAUUUUUUAAAAAAUAUGUGCAAAGUUGAAGCGUGUAGCUGAAGAACAUAUACCUUUUUUUGCAAUGGAUAAUUGUAAACAUUUUCCCAUUGUUGUCAGUUGAUGGUUAUAGUUAUACUUUAAGAUAUACAUAAAAAAUAUUAAAAGAGGAAAAUGAUACCGGUGUAUGAAUGGCAAUAAAAUGAAUACAGUAUUUACAUUUUUGUAUUCAUCACUGUACUUGAAAAUAUGGACACUAGAGGGCGCACUUUAGCAUUCCUUCAGGAUUUUACACUUCAAGGGUACGCAGUUAGCCAAAAAGACUUUUUAUAUUGAGUCUGGUCUGCAGUAACUUUAUUUAAUUACCAGCUCAUUUAUAGUUGAAAUAUUCAUCAAUUCGUAAAAGUGUCUUGAAGUGACUCAUUUGUUGCAGAAAGCGCUUCCGCCAUUCAUUACUUCUCUUCUCCAAAGGAAGGCCAACAGCUGGCCUCCACUUUGCCUCUUUUAUACUUUAUUCAUUCAGCAACAUGUUUUGUGA
Messenger RNA from Syngnathoides biaculeatus (alligator pipefish), 6331 nucleotides. RefSeq names its product WD repeat domain 11 (gene wdr11). The transcript has 30 exons. Gene Ontology annotation, cellular component: cytoplasm. Gene Ontology annotation, molecular function: protein binding. Bases 113 to 3898 code for a protein of 1261 amino acids. NCBI's taxonomy places the organism in Eukaryota, Metazoa, Chordata, Actinopteri, Syngnathiformes, Syngnathidae. The record is from RefSeq and is a predicted model, not a curated record.